Xiphophorus maculatus (southern platyfish) is the source of this 2985-nucleotide messenger RNA. RefSeq names its product calcineurin like phosphoesterase domain containing 1 (gene cpped1). Gene Ontology annotation, molecular function: hydrolase activity. Bases 244 to 1185 code for a protein of 313 amino acids. The record is from RefSeq and is a predicted model, not a curated record. NCBI's taxonomy places the organism in Eukaryota, Metazoa, Chordata, Actinopteri, Cyprinodontiformes, Poeciliidae. The transcript has 6 exons.
UAAAGAAAACAACACAUGUUUUCCUUUGAUGGAACAGCUGACAGCAGCAGUAGAAGUCCGAGCCUGAUCGCCAGGCUGUGUAAUCGAUCCCCGAUAAGCCGGCAGGUUCCCAGCAGUCAGGCUGCUGAAACAACGCAGCAGGUUAAACGGGUCUGGAUCGGAGUCAGGCUGACAGGCAGCUCCGGAAGUCCGGCAGUAGUUGUUUAGUUUUCUGGGUCGUUUUCAGCGGAACCAGCCGGGAACAUGGCGGACACAGAAGAAAUGUUCCUCCGAGCCAAACAUCGGACUUUCAGCGGACUGACUGAAGAGGCGGAGCGGCAGUGGACCGGGCCGUUCUGCUUCGUCCAGGCUGCGGACCCCCAGCUGGGCCUGAUGAAGGCGUGGCGGAUCGGCGACGCGGUGGGCGGCGGGGACGAGUGGGAGGAGGAAGUGGCGCUCACCAAGCAGGCGGUGGCGGGGGUCAACCAGCUGCGGCCCCGACCCCGCUUCAUGGUGCUGUGUGGGGACCUGGUCCACGCCAUGCCGGGAACCGAAUUCAGAGAAGCCCAGGAGCGGGACCUGAAGGAGGCCCUGAGGGAGACGGACCCGUCCAUCCCACUCGUGUUCGUCAGCGGGAACCACGACCUGGACCAGGUACCGACUCCCAGCACGGUGGAGCAGUACUGCCGGGCCUGGGGCGACGACUACUUCAGCUUCUGGGUGGGCGGCGUUCUCUGCCUGGUCCUGAACUCCCAGCUGUACUUCAACGCCUCGGCCUGCCCCCAGCAGAAGGAGGCUCAGGAGACGUGGCUGGAGGCGCAGCUGAGCAGGGCCUCCUCUGCGGAACCCAAACCCAAACAUAUCUUGGUUUUCCAGCACAUUCCUCUGUACGUGAAGAGUCACGAUGAACAGGACGAGUAUUUCAACCUGCCGCAGGAAGCGAGGCAGAACCUGAUGGAGCGUUUCAAACGGGCAGGCGUGACGGCCGUCUUCUCGGGUCAUUACCACCGGAACGCUGGCGGCUGCCACGACGGCCUGGACAUGGUGGUGACCUCGGCCAUCGGCUGCCAGCUGGGCGACGACACCCACGGCGUGCGGCUGGUGGCGGUGACGGCCAACGCCGUGGUGCACCGCUACUACAGCCUGGAGCAACUGGGGCAGCGCGGCGUGGACGAGGAGCUCAGGAAGAUGUUGCAGGCCUGCUGACUUCCUGUCUGCUGACUUCCUGUCUGCUUCCAGGAAAAACUAAAACCAAAACUAAACCACUCCCAGCCUCUGACACUAAUACUUUAUUUUAGGAACCUUUAAAUCAUCUUCAUGUUAUCGUUGAACUGUUAGUCACAAAACCUUGGAGGCGGUGCGUCACCAAUAAUCUUCCUGUGGGAAACAAAAACUGAGAAUUGAGCCUAACAGAAAACAAACUUAGUGUGAAAAUCAACAAAAUUAGCUUUUUAAACCUUUUUAGUAUUUAAUUUUCACACUGGAAGAUCAUUGUAGGUACAAUCCUCAGAUUAGCUGUUAGCUUUAGCUUCCUGGACCAGCUCAACAAGGAGAAAACAAAAGAGACAUAAAAUAUUACCUGCUUAUACCUGGUCUGGAGAACCCCAGAUCUGUAUUGUUGACCUCGUUAGCGACUCUAUGCAACCGUUUCCUGUUAGUGAGUCUGAUCUAGUUCUUAAUUUCUGGAAUAUUAUGAUUUGAAUCUUUGCAGAAAAUUCAUCUUUAAAAAGCCCAGUUAUUGAAUUUGAUUAUGAUCAGACGCAUUAUACAGCAGAGAAUUGAUUAUUUAAACUAAAUCUGUAAUAUGCAAAUACAAACAACAACUGUUAGCUGCUGAACAAUUCAAGAUGGUCGUCAAGGACAAUUUAUGCUGGGACUAAAUCUCAUCAGACAUUAAUACUGUCAAAUACUACAUAAUUCAAUCCAUAGAAAUCAUAUUUACUGAUAUUUUUAUUAUUCAAUAUGGCCACCAUGGUUACCAUAGUAAUUUUUUUCACAAAUAUCAGCAGUUAAGUCAUAGCCUACAUAAAUAUUUUCUUGAUCUUGUUUCUGGAGGACAUUUCUCAAAAUGGUCAUCAUGGAGAAUAUGUGUUGCAGUAAUUACUGGUAUUUGUCAUCACAGCUAACCAAAAGUUAGCUUCACUAACCAAUAAUAUGCCAAACAAGAAUGGUAUCUCUGUUAAUGCUAAACCAUCAAGCACAUAAAAAAUAUUAGCAGAAACUAAUGCUACACACAGAAAAAAUUAGCUCUGCUAGCGCUAAACAACUAAAGACUUAGAAAUACCUAGCAGAAGCUAAUGCUAGCCAUUGAACCGACUGUCUCAUAUCUUCUCCUUCCAGUUGACCAGUGUGAGACUCGCUAACAGCAAAGUCCUCAGUUUGUGAUUUUUACGUAUUAUUAUUUUAAAGUUGUAUAAAUAUGACGACCAAAACAUCUGAUGUGAUAUAAAGUUCAUGGGGAAUAUUUUGUGUCAAUAAUUGAUUUAAAAGACUCAAAAACAGCGGCCAUCUUGAACAAUGUCUGCCUGAAAUUGAAGUGGCUGAUGGGAAAUAUGGAAACACCUGAGAGGCUAGCAUGCUAAUUUUUGAGACUGUGUCCAAACUAUAAAGAUUUCUUCAGUAAUAAUCUGCUCAGGUUUACUGUUCUGAAGCGAACACACGACUCCGUUACGCUAUCCGCGCCUGCGGCAGGGUUACCAUGGCAACCGUUAGUAACGGCUCUGUGGGGGGCGGGAACCUCGUUUCACUCUGACCGUUCUGGGUUGGUGUGUGGAAGACGACGGAGUCCAUGUCCUUCAUUUCCUGUCUGAAGGAGCUUCACUUCCUGUUCGGUUAUUAUGUCCUGGUGGUGCCGACACACACACACACACACACACACACACACACACGGCCCCCAACAGGAGAACCUCGGUCGCUUUGCUUUGUCUCCACGUUUCUAAUGAAUCCUCAAAUUCACUCGACUGUUGGAUGUAUUUUUAUAAUAAAUGUUGAUUUUUAUUAAAUUAC